AUGAGUAAAGCACAUCCACCAGAGUUAAAAAAAUACAUGGACAAAAAGCUGUCUCUUAAAUUGAAUGGCGGGAGACAUGUGGUUGGAAUUCUUCGCGGUUUUGACCCAUUUAUGAAUAUGGUGAUCGAUGAAAGCAUCGAAGAAUGCAAAGAUGGAUCUAAAAAUAACAUUGGGAUGGUGGUAAUUCGAGGAAACAGUGUCAUUAUGCUAGAAGCAUUGGAUAGGAUAUAA
This is a messenger RNA of Cotesia congregata, 231 nucleotides long. Lineage: Eukaryota; Metazoa; Arthropoda; Insecta; Hymenoptera; Braconidae. The record is from the annotation of a GenBank genome assembly.